UGGAUAAGAGUGUCUCCCUAAUAAAGAUGAGACAUUUACUUGCUGAGGCCAGAAGGGAUGUGAAAGUGUUCUGAGGUCUAUUGGCAUCAUCCAAGGGCUAGGAUAGCCCUGUGGCUACCCUCUGACUCUCUCUGGAAGAACUGACAAAUGCACGAGCAGCUCCUGGCCUUCAGUAGGCCCUGCACGUACCCCUAUUGCCAAUGGAACCCACUUCACCAGGCAGGACAUGUUCAACUCCAUGGUAAACAUGCAGGACUUGGGGUAGGGUUUCUCCAAUCAGCAAACUAGAAAAUCUUAUCUGAUAACAUCACACUGUGAAGAUACCAGCGUGAAUAAUACAUUCUCUAUAGUUUUAGAAGUAAAAUCCCCCAGGAAAUGUGUGGAGAACAGAAGAAAACCCAAAAAUCGGGCCCUUAAAGGAAGAAAUGCAAAAAAGAAGAGAUCGGGGGAGAAGAAAUAAUAUCGCACCUGUAUCCAAACCCGUGAUUUCUCUCCAACCUCCAUGGACUGUCAUCUUCAAAGGAGAGGCAGUGACUCUGACUUGCCACAUAGCAGGGGACAAAAAAUGGUACCGGUGGUACCUUGGGACAAAAAUACUACGUGAAAUCCCAGCAAACACCCUCCAGGUCCAGGAUUCUGGAGAGUACAAAUGCGAGAUCCAGGGCUUGCCCCAAAGUGAUGGUGUGAGCUUGACUUUUUCACCAGCUAAGCUGAUCCUGCACGCUCCCCCUUCCGUGUUUGAAGGGGACCCUCUGACUCUGAUGUGCCGAGAAAAGCCAGAUUUAUCCCUGAAGACCAGGACCCUGUACAAGAAUGACAAUGAGCUGAUAGACCUUGGUAAAAACCCCAGCUUCCACAUCAAGCACGCAGGUCUGAAGGAUAAUGGAGAAUAUCGCUGUACUGGAUCUGAGACCCAUUGUUGCUCUUUUUCUUCAAACGCAGUCAGAAUCCAAGUCCAAGAGCUGUUUCCACGACCCAUACUGAGGGCCGACCCCCCCUCACCCACCCCCGGGGAACCAGUGAUCCUGACCUGUGAGACCCAGCUCCCCCCUCAGAAGUCAGAUGUCCAACUCUGGUUCCAGUUCUUCAGAGAUGACUGGUGCUUGGGGUCAGGCUGGAAGGGCUAUCUGAGAACCUCAGUACCCUCCAUCGUGGAGAAUGAAGACCCAUCGCAUUACUGGUGUGAGGCAAGCACAGUGCCUUCCAAUGUCAGCAAAAGCAGCCAGAAACUCCAGCUACCCGCGCGGGUCCCCGUGUCUCCUCCUGUCCUCACCCUCAGCCCUUCCAGCACCCAAGCUGUCGAAGGAGACUGGCUGACACUUUCUUGUGAAGCCAAGAGAGGCUCUUACCCGAUCCAGUACCAGUUCCUUCAUGAAGAAGUGGUUCUCUGGAAGAAGAAGGUCACUUUUAGGAAAACGGCGACCUUCCAACUCUAUCUGAAGGCAGAGCACUCCGGGACCUACUUCUGCACCGCAGACAACGGCCUGGGUAUCCGGCGCAGCCAGCCGGUGUCCCUCUCUGUCACCGUCCCCGUGUCUCGUCCUGUCCUCACCCUCAGCCCUCCGGGACCCCGAGCUGUUGAGGGAGACUGGCUGAUGCUUUCCUGUCGAGCCCAGAGAGGGUCGCCCCAAAUCCUGUACCAGUUUUAUCGCGGAGAUGUGCCCCUGGGGAGCAGCUCGGCCACCUCUGCAGGAGGGGCAUCCUUCAGUGUUACUCUGACUGCGGAGCACUCCGGGACCUACUUCUGCACGGCGGACAAUGGCUUUGGCCCCCGGCGCAGUGACCCCAAGGGCCUGUCUGUCACAGUCCCAGCGUCCCGCCCUGUCCUCACCCUCAGGGCGCCCAGGACCCGAGCCGUGGUGGGCGACACGGUGGAGUUUCGCUGUGAGGCCCAGAGGGGCUCUCCCCCGAUCCUGUACAAGUUUUACCUCGAGGACGUCAUCCUGGGGAGCAGCUCGGCCCCGUCUGGAGGAGGAGUGUCCUUCAACCUCUCUCUGACAGCAGAACAUUCUGGAAACUAUGCCUGUGAGGCCGACAACGGCCUGGGGGCCCAGCGCAGUGAGGAGACCUCACUCAGUGUCACAGUCCCAGUGUCCCACCCCAUACUCACCUUCAGGGCGCCCAGGGUCCAGGCCGUGGUGGGGGACGUGGUAGAGCUUCACUGUGAGGCCCAGAGCGGCUCUCCCCCGAUCCUGUACCGGUUUUACCACGAGGAUGUCACCCUGGGGAGCAACUCGGCCCCCUCUGGAGGAGGAGUGUCCUUCAACCUCUCUCUGACCGCAGAACAUUCUGGAAACUACUCCUGUGAGGCCGACAAUGGCCUGGGGGCCCAGCUUAGCAAGACGGUGACCCUCAGCGUCACAGUCCCAGCGUCCCGCCCUGUCCUCACCCUCAGGGCGCCAGGGACCCGGGCCACGGUGGGGGACAUGGUGGAGCUUCGCUGUGAGGCCCAGAGCGGCUCUCCCCCAAUCCUGUACCAGUUUUACCUCGAAGAUGUCAUCCUGGGGAGCAGCUCGGCCCCCUCUGGAGGAGGAGUGUCCUUCAACCUCUCUCUGACCGCAGAACAUUCUGGAAACUACUCCUGUGAGGCCGACAACGGCCUGGGGGCCCAGCGCAGCGAGGAGGUGUCACUCCGCGUCACAGGGCUGACAGGGAGCAGAAGUGGCCCUGUUGCCACAGGCGUGGCUGGGGGCCUGCUCAGCGUGGCGGGCCUCGUGGUCAUGGCUCUGCUGUUGUACUGCUGUCUCCCCAGGAGAGCAGGAGGAAGGCCAGCCUCUGACCCCUCCAGGAGCCUUUCGCACUCGGAGCCCCAAGAGCCCACCUACUACAAUGUUCCAGGCUGGAUGGAGUUGCAGCCGGUGUACGGCAAUGUCAACCCUAAAGCAGGAGACGUGGUGUACUCGGAAGUGCGGAUUCAGGAGGGGAACGGACAUGCAGCAGCUUCGAACUCUGCAUUCGGGCUCCUCCGGACCUACCUGCCCUCCCGUGGCCCGGCCACCAGCCAGCAGCCUUCCAGACCCCAGCACUCCUCGGUCAUCUACUCGCAGGUGAAGGUGGCAUCGCCCCCAGUCUCCACAGCUCUUCGAAGCUGAGUCCACACACCCUUCCCUGCACCCCAAGCCGUCCUGGGGUGGGGAUGUGCAAGUGGGAAGGUC
Enhydra lutris kenyoni (northern sea otter) is the source of this 3155-nucleotide messenger RNA. Its product is annotated as Fc receptor like 5. The coding region runs from base 426 to 3092 and encodes 888 amino acids. Lineage: Eukaryota; Metazoa; Chordata; Mammalia; Carnivora; Mustelidae. The transcript is spliced from 14 exons. The record is from RefSeq and is a predicted model, not a curated record. Gene Ontology annotation, biological process: cell surface receptor signaling pathway. Gene Ontology annotation, molecular function: transmembrane signaling receptor activity.